GAUUUCAAUAAAAAGCCGAGAGACAACAGAGAGCCACUUCAGUCUGCGCUUUCCUCUCUGCUCUUCACUUCUCUUUAGUUUCACUAGCCAGCUUCACUGUUUUAAAUUUAGUUUUUACUUUCCCGCGUCUUUUGUCUUUUUUAAAACACUUAUAUUAUUUAUUCUAUCCGUUUAGAUUAAGUUUAUUUGAAAAAAAGAAAAGAAAAGAAAAUGCUCGCCGCUCGCUCUCCCCUGUCUAACAAUGAAAACACCAUCAGCGCCCAGGUCGGCAAAAUCUCCCUCCAUGUCGACAAGGAAAACACGCCUCCGAGCCUGAGCACCACGCGGAUCCUGGCGUCCAAAACGGCGCGGAAAAUCUUCGACGACACCGAGCCCAAAGCCACCAAGAAGAGCAGCACCGAGGAGGAGCCGCUGCUGAAGGAGAACCCGAGGCGCUUCGUCAUCUUCCCCAUCCAGUACCACGAUAUCUGGCAGAUGUACAAGAAGGCAGAGGCCUCCUUCUGGACAGCUGAAGAGGUUGAUCUGUCGAAGGACCUGCAGCACUGGGAGUCUCUGAAGGACGACGAGAGAUACUUCAUCUCCCACGUGCUGGCCUUCUUCGCAGCAAGUGACGGCAUCGUCAACGAGAAUCUGGUGGAGCGCUUCACACAGGAAGUGCAGGUGACGGAGGCGAGGUGUUUCUAUGGUUUCCAGAUCGCCAUGGAGAACAUCCACUCUGAGAUGUACAGCCUGCUCAUCGACACCUACAUCAAGGACUCCAAGGAGAGAGAAUACCUGUUCAACGCCAUCGAGACGAUGCCAUGUGUGAAGAAGAAGGCCGACUGGGCGAUCAACUGGAUCGGCAACAAGAAGGCUGAAUACGGAGAGCGCGUGGUUGCCUUUGCUGCCGUGGAGGGAAUCUUCUUCUCUGGUUCCUUCGCUGCCAUCUUCUGGCUGAAGAAGAGAGGCCUGAUGCCCGGCCUGACCUUCUCCAACGAGCUCAUCAGCAGAGACGAGGGUCUGCACUGUGACUUCGCCUGCCUGAUGUUCAAACACCUGGUGAACAAGCCGUCGUCAGAAACCGUCACCAAGAUCAUCAAGAACGCCGUGGAAAUCGAACAGGAGUUCCUGACUAAGGCUCUGCCCGUCAAGCUGAUCGGGAUGAACUGCGACCUGAUGAAGCAGUACAUCGAGUUCGUGGCCGACAGGCUGAUGCUGGAGCUCGGCUUCAACAAGAUCUACCGAGUGGAGAACCCCUUCGACUUCAUGGAGAACAUUUCCCUGGAGGGGAAGACCAACUUCUUCGAGAAGCGGGUGGGAGAGUACCAGAGGAUGGGCGUCAUGUCGGGCCCCACCGACAACACCUUCAGGCUGGACGCCGACUUCUGAGGACCCUGACAUGGACAGGUGGUGGUGGGGAGGGGACACAACAAAACACUUGAAGAAGCAGCAGCUGCUCCUCGCUGUUUUCACGCGGCGGCGGCUGUUCGGUCGCCGCGUCCAGAAAGAGUUUUCCCUUCUGGGUAAAGGUGCAGUGCGCAAAGAAGCAACAGAUGAAGCAUCAGAAACAUAACCCGGCUGGACUCGUCAGCCACUCUCACUACUUUACAGACAGAAAGACUUGCAGCAGCAGGAUGAAGCCGUUUGUUUCAAUAACCUCUUCAGCCAGUCAGAUUGUUAAUCUGCUGGAUUACAGGACCAUAAAGAGCACUGUAGCCCUGGGUUUGUUUUAUUUUUAUUUUUUUUUGUCUGUAUGCAUUCCAGCUAUUUUUUUAAACCUCUUAUCUGUGUUUUGUAAUAAUAAAAUAUAAAAUACAGCAUGCAGUACUUUUUCCUUGUUGUAAAUUAGCAUAUUGAGUCUUAGAUUUGUACAGAAUUUUUAAAGUUGAAUAAAGUAAAAAAACAUGUUAAAUGG
Messenger RNA from Myripristis murdjan (pinecone soldierfish), 1894 nucleotides. It is a transcript of the gene rrm2, whose product is annotated as ribonucleotide reductase M2 polypeptide. The transcript has 10 exons. The record is from RefSeq and is a predicted model, not a curated record. Gene Ontology annotation, cellular component: cytosol. Lineage: Eukaryota; Metazoa; Chordata; Actinopteri; Holocentriformes; Holocentridae. Bases 211 to 1368 code for a protein of 385 amino acids. Gene Ontology annotation, biological process: deoxyribonucleotide biosynthetic process. Gene Ontology annotation, molecular function: ribonucleoside-diphosphate reductase activity, thioredoxin disulfide as acceptor.